AUGGAUUUUGUCUUAGAAGUACUCGAUCAUUAUAUCUUCGAUGAUCUUUAUGCUAAAAUACUACCAGCAUCAUUGUCAUCACAAAUAUCUCCAAAUUUGAAAAAUCUAUUAGAUUUAAAUGACGGUUUCAUAUUACAAAAUUCAACUCUGUUUCAAGAAACUUUAAGAUUGAAAAAUUCUGUCAAAGUUAAUAAUGAUGUUUAUGGGUUGAAUCCAUACUUGUUCGAAUGGACCACAUCUACUUUCAAUUCAUUACUACCACGUCACAAUUUGAUUCGAGAAUUUCUUUCAUUAUGGGUUAUCGUCACAAUCUUUGGGUUAUUAUUAUAUUUUUCAAUGGCUUCCAUGAGUUACCUUUUCGUUUUCGAUAAGACAAUCUUCAAUCAUCCAAGAUAUUUGAAAAAUCAAAUGGCUUUGGAAAUUCAAUUAGCUGCUUCUGCUAUCCCAGUAAUGUCACUAUUAACUGUCCCAUGGUUCCUAUUGGAAAUUAAUGGCCAUUCCAAAUUAUAUUUCUCAUUAGAUUUCACAUCAGCAAAGGGAAUCAAGAAAAACUUAAUCGAAAUGGCUUCUUUUAUAUUUUUCACUGAUUGUGGGAUCUAUUUAUGCCAUAGAUGGUUACAUUGGCCACGUAUCUACAAAGCCCUUCAUAAACCUCAUCAUAAAUGGUUAGUUUGCACUCCAUUUGCCUCUCAUUCUUUUCACCCUGUUGAUGGUUAUGCUCAAUCUUUAUCAUACCAUUUAUAUCCAAUAAUAUUACCAUUAAACAAGUUAACUUAUUUACUUCUCUUCACUUUUGUCAAUUUCUGGACUGUGAUGAUUCACGACGGAAAUCAUAUGUCAAAUAAUGCUAUCGUGAAUGGUACAGCUUGUCAUACUGUACAUCAUCUUUAUUUCAAUUAUAACUAUGGUCAAUUCACUACUCUAUGGGAUAGAUUAGGUGGAUCUUAUCGUAAACCAGACGAAAGUUUAUUCGGUGAUAAAAAUAAAGAUAAGAAAACUUGGGAAGCUCAAGAGGAAGAAAUUGAAUCUUACAUUGAAUUAAUGGAAGAUGGUGAUGAUGACAGAGUUUACAACAAAGAGGAAGAAAACAAAAAGUUUAAGUAA
Messenger RNA from Naumovozyma dairenensis CBS 421, 1104 nucleotides. It is a transcript of the gene ERG3, whose product is annotated as C-5 sterol desaturase. The transcript has a single exon. Gene Ontology annotation, molecular function: oxidoreductase activity; iron ion binding. The record is from RefSeq and is a predicted model, not a curated record. NCBI's taxonomy places the organism in Eukaryota, Fungi, Ascomycota, Saccharomycetes, Saccharomycetales, Saccharomycetaceae. Gene Ontology annotation, biological process: lipid biosynthetic process. The coding region runs from base 1 to 1104 and encodes 367 amino acids.